This is a messenger RNA of Daldinia caldariorum, 1243 nucleotides long. RefSeq lists its product as uncharacterized. The record is from RefSeq and is a predicted model, not a curated record. Lineage: Eukaryota; Fungi; Ascomycota; Sordariomycetes; Xylariales; Hypoxylaceae. The annotation marks the transcript as partial. The transcript has 2 exons.
GCGUUCUAGGUGCAAUAUAUCCUGCCGUUCCGAUUGGAAAGGCGAAGGAGAUGUUUAUAUAUAUAUAUACCUAAACUUUGCUUUCCAGAGAUACCUUAGCUAGGAUUCAUUGCAGAAUAACCAAGUUGUUUACCUGUUUGCAUCUCUCUCAUCAGGUGUAAUCUAUCCUACUACUGGCAUAUACAUUGAAAGACCUCAAAGAAUGUAUUUAACCACUCUAGAGGAAGCCCUCUCAUACCUUUCUGGGCUAGGCAUUACUCAAAUUCCCGUGGAAGAGUUGGCCCCUUUUCCGACAUUACCGCCGCAAUGUUUAAAGUGCAAACGAGUUACGACCGGACUGACCACCAGCUGGGCGAACACCAACGGCAACGCGGAUCGCCCAUACUUUAAAUGCCUCCGCUGCAAGGUCUUUUAUAUAUUCGCUGAUACUCGUGGCAACAAUCCUGACAACCCUGAAUGCGAACGCCCUUGCAAUUGCGGAGCUUCCACCAAGUUGAUCGCAAAUAGAGACGGGAAAGAAAGAUAUUUUCAUCUACUGUAUGUUUGUAGAAGAGGCACAUGCACUUGCAGAAAGACAUUGUGCGAUGAUACGAAUCAGAAAAUCAAUGUCGCCUCGGAACUUAUAGAUGAGCUGGCACGUCGGAAUAUAAUCUGAAGGCUAUAUACAUCCCCAAGAAUAAGCCACUGGGAGGAAUGAAAAUAUUGAAGGCAUAGGUUUGGAUAUGCUAAGCGGAUGGCUCUCUCAUGCGAUGGAACAAUGCAGAUUGUCAAGAUGUAAGGGGGUUCAUAGACUCAUAGGUACCCGUGUCGUUUCCUUUGGCAGUUGUUCGAAAGUCAGUAUUUUAUUUUAGUCAAAGACACGCUCUUUAAAGAUAUAACGAUCUCUCCGGCAAAGCAAAAACAGGGCAGAUGGUAGAAUUGACUCAGAUUGCUUAGGUGCCUGUUUCAAUACAAAUUCUUAUUGCCUACCUCCCACUGGAACAUCCUCAACAUACUCCUUUUACUUACUUUAUCAAGCUGUACAACAGUUCGAAUGGACUAUAGGUAACUAGAUCUUACAUACCUACUGUAGAAGGAAUGAUUAUUCAUGGAAAGGAAUCAUACUUUAGAAUGUUCGGGUUGAAUGUUAAGUGUAAAAAGGCCUCAAAGGAGGCAUGUAGAUAACUAACCAAUCAAGUUACGUUAUUACCUGGUUGCAAACGACUGCCUAUCCGGAGGCAGCCUAGGAAGGUCUUCAUGUUAG